Botrytis fragariae is the source of this 3504-nucleotide messenger RNA. RefSeq names its product putative nadph-ferrihemoprotein reductase protein. The transcript is spliced from 3 exons. Gene Ontology annotation, molecular function: heme binding; oxidoreductase activity, acting on paired donors, with incorporation or reduction of molecular oxygen; monooxygenase activity. The record is from RefSeq and is a predicted model, not a curated record. Lineage: Eukaryota; Fungi; Ascomycota; Leotiomycetes; Helotiales; Sclerotiniaceae. Bases 1 to 3504 code for a protein of 1167 amino acids.
AUGUGGUCAGCAGCUUGCGUAGUCGCAUUUGCUGGACUGUUAGUAAGCGUGUAUAUUGUUACGCGGCGCAAAUCAAUUUCAGCCUUGCCACUGCCACCAGGCCCUAAGCCAUUGCCGAUAAUUGGCAACACCCAUCAAGCUCCUAAGUCACAUGGCUGGAGAACAUAUUGCGAAUGGAACAAACAGUAUGGGCCGAUUGUCUAUGUCAACAUGCUUGGCCAGUCUAUCAUCAUUUUGUCUACAAAUGAAGCAGCCCAUGACGUCUUGGCGAAGCGGGGAGCUGUAUGUUCAGACCGACCUCGUCUUUUUUUGGCGACGGAGCUGGCCUUGAAAGGAUUAAAUAUCCUUAUGAUGAAUUAUACCGAGCAAUUUCGACAACAUCAGAGGCUACAGUCCUCAGUGCUGAACGCGACUCAGGUAGCUGCAUAUCUUCCCUUCCAGACUAUGGAGUCGCAUCAAUUGAUGUACGACCUGCUGGACAGUGCGGACAGGGUUGGUAUUGAUGUUCGGGGUCUUUUUCACCGCACAACUGCCAGCAUUAUUCAUACAUUGCUGUAUGGCUUUCGUAUCAAAGACCACAAUGACCCGCUGGUUCAAGCUAUUGUUGAGGCCAAUAAUGAGUUCUCAGAGUUUAUACAGGUCGGCGCACACAUUGUUGACCAGUUCCCUGUACUUAACAAUCUACCCGGUUUCUUAGCCCCUUGGCAAGCAAAAGCUGAGAAUCACUACACGACCAAAUAUAACAUGCGCAAUAAAAAUCUUCAGCGUGGUCUAGAUUCAGAUUCGUGGAAUAUAUCAAAGCAGCUCAAGAAGACUCUCGAAAAAGAUAGCCUUGCGAUGUCUAUGUAUGAGCUGGCAUUCGACCUUGGCACUUUGAUUGACGCUGGGCUAGAUGGAACUACAGAUAGUUUGUUCUGGUUUGUGGUAGCGUGUAUCACGCAAGAUCGGGGCUUCAUAGCCACUGCACGCAAAGAGCUGGACGCUGUUGUGGGGCGCGAUCGAUUCCCAGUUCCAGAUGAUAAGCCCAACCUACCGUAUGUCACUGCUAUCGUCGAGGAGGUAUUACGUUGGCGACCCGUUGUCCCAGAGGGAGUCCCUCAUUUAAAUAAAGAGGAGAUAUCUUACAACGGAUAUACUAUUCCUAAGGGAUCUAUCAUCAUGGCCAAUGUAUGGGCAAUUUCCCGGGAAGAGGCUUUGUUUGGCCCGGAUACUGAUAAUUUUAUACCAAAUCGCUGGCUCAAGGAGGACGGCAAAACACUCAAAGAUAUCCCGUCUUCCGCCUUCGGUUAUGGAAGACGGAUAUGUCCUGGCCGGUAUUUCGCCCGUGAUAUCAUCUGGGUCGUUGUCGCGCAACUACUAUGGUCAUUCGAUAUCAAGGCUGGCUUGUCUGAGACAGGCGAGCUCGUCCCAAUUGAUCCUCUAGCGUGCACCUACGGCUUCGUCAUGCGGGCUUUGCCUUUCAAGGCUUCAUUUCACCCUCGUGGCUCUUGGGUGCAUGAAGUGAUUACCAGAGAUGGUGAUACUUACAGUAAAGAUCAUGCGGCUAUACUCGACCAAAUUGGAGCAAAAGCUGGAUUUUCACCCUUACGAACAAUAAAGGCUCUUCCACCUUCUCAUGCGGCAUGGGACCAACUUGCUGCUGCAUUACCACACCUUGUCAAAACACAGACUGUCCGAGAAACUGUCACCAAAAUGCCACUUCUUGACGCUUCUGCCAAAGCUUUGCCCGAACUCUAUCUCCAGCGGGCUGCCACCAUUCUCGGAAUGACGGCUCAUGCCUUUGUUCGCCUGGAAGGAAGCGAGCCUCUUACAUUGAAAUAUGAUCGCCAUAGCGAUAUACUACCGGCAUCACUUUUUAUUCCGUGGGCUAUCGUGUGCGAACGUCUUGGGCGAUCAACUCCAGCUCUUACCUUAAUUGAUAUGAUGGUAGCAAAUUUUACAUCAACUAGCUUGUCAUAUAGCGAUGUGACGCUUGAAAAUUUGGAGUUGCUCGUUCCAACAGUCGGCAACGUAGAAGAGCGUACGUUCUUUGGAGUAAUGAUCGAAAUGAACGCUAAAGCAAUACCAAUCCUCCAUCAGAUCAUUGAGGCUCAAAGAUCUGUCUUGGCUCGAAACUCUUCUUCGCUAAAAGAUGCAAUACGAAAUCUCCACACACUAACUAAACAGAUCACCAGAACCCUAGAGAAGGUCCAUGUGAAUCGAUCUCACAAGGGUCAUAUUGAUCCUCUAAUUUGGACGGUCACUGUAGCAAAUCUGGGAAUCCCUUGGCUGAAAGAUGUGGUAGGGGCUGCAGGCACAGCGCACCCCUUCUUUCACAUGAUGGAUGAAUUAACUGGACGGUCUGAAUAUCAGACAGGUAUCGGCAAAGAAGCGAAAGCUGUUCGAGCCAUAUAUCCCAUCCACUGGCGACAGUUCCUUGAGGCUAUCAGGGAGGUUUCUAUCACGGAGUACAUCAUUACCUCGAAGGAUAGAGAAUUGAUAGAAAUCUGGAAUGCUUUUACAUCCUCAUACCAUAGUAAAGACGGUCUAUUGGGAGUUCAUCGGAGAAAAGUGUUGGGUUUCCUCGCUGUCUCGUUCAGAAUCGGUCGAGAUACAACUAUCAAUGGUCUAGGCCGCAGGUGCAGGAAUCAGCCUUGGCUAGAAGCCGAUCAGGAAUUGGAAAAGGCACGUCUAGAACGGAGAUGUCUCGAUCAAGAUGAACACUUGACGAGUUUCAGACCCAGUUCAGAUAAGUUAUAUAUGUCCGAACUCAUAAAACACAAUUCGGAAAAAAUUGGGUAUUGGUUUUCGGCAGAAGGCAGUGUUUACAAUGCGAGCACGUUUAUGCAGAGGCACCCAGGUGGUGAUACCUUGAUCGAGCUAAGCAGCGGCCAAGACAUAACUGACAGCUUGAAGGCAGUCGGCCAUCUGUCAAACCCUUCAAUUCGCAACAAACUUAAGACGUAUCGUAUCGGGACCCUGGAAUACCCCAGGUUUGCUUCUCCAAGAGCAGAAGAUGCCUACUUAACCGCCGCUGAUCUUGGUCAAAAGGUAGCUGAAAUGGAAAAUGUACACCGGAGGAAUUUUCAGUUGUUAAAUGGUAAAAUUACAGCGCUGGACGAACCUGAGGUUCUGACACCCAAGAAGGCGGGCCACAUACUUGAUGCAAAGAGAAGACUACAGAAUGAACACGUGCCGGCAUUAGCGAUGCUCUUAGAGACCCUACUCGACGAUAUCGCGAAACUGAUUAAGAACCUCGACCUGAGGACUAUUCGAGCGCAAAUUUUCGAUCUUGUUUCGCGAGAACGAAAGGUAGACACUACAACCUCGCUCUCAUCCUAUAAAAUGGCAGUAGAUAUACUGCUUUUAGACUUGAGUUGCUUGACUCAGAUAAAAGAGCUUAUUACUUCGAUUAUUAAAACUUUCGAAGACGCUGACUUUAUGUAUUCUGAGCAAAGUCGAUUUGAAUUAAUAAAAGAUUUAGAUAGCAUAGCGAGUCUAUUAGUAUAUUUGGCAAGAAAAUAG